UCGCGCCCCCGUCCCCGGGGCGAGGGGUGUCCCGCCGGCGCUGUCCCUCCAUCGCCAGCCGCCCUCCGGGCCGCGCCGAAGGUCCCCGUCAGGGCGCCAGCAGUGGCGAGACGGCUCCUGGCAAGGCCGGGGGGCUGCGAGACUGGUGGCGUGGCGUGGCGGGCCUGGCUGCGCUCCUUCCCCCUCAGCCGUCCCUCGCCGCGCUCCCCUCUGGCUGACAGGCCGCGGAGGGGUGUUGCCGCUCACCUUUCUCGGUGCCGGGGUGGGCUGUGGUAGACCCGGGCGGCCUCUGUCGGUGCCUUGUCCGUGGGACGCGCCUGGCUUCCUCGUAAUUUGCUCCUGGUGAUUUUCCGCUCCUCCCAGUGCCUCAGACUGGCUGUAAUGGAGUGGCUUCGUGCGAGUGGAGUGUGCAAAAUGGUUUGGAGCCCUUCCAGUCGAAGGUCGUCGUAAUCAUGAUUAAUUUCACCACUUCAAUCACAGAUAAAUCAGCCCAGUGCUGUAUCAGGAAAUGGACUGGGACCAGUUUGACUUGAAUCCUAAAGUAAUUGCUGCCCUUAAGAAAGCUGACAUAAAAUCAAUAAAAGAGAUUUUAAAUCUUUCUGGAGCAGACUUGCAAAGGCUGAUGAAACUAUCCAGUGCAGAUAUACAGUGCUUACUGAAAACAGUCUCUCUCACGCUGAGAAGAAAUAGUAUGCUUACAGCACUUCAGCUCUACCAAGAUAAAGAUCAUCUCACCUCCCAACACCAGAAGCUAAGCCUAGGAUGUUCAGUACUGGAUAACUUGUUAAAAGGUGGCAUUCCUUUAGUGGGAAUCACGGAACUUGCUGGGGAAAGUUCGGCUGGGAAGACUCAGAUUGGCUUACAACUGUGCCUUUGUGUGCAAUAUCCUUACAAAUAUGGUGGAUUACAGUCUGGAGCUGUCUACGUUUGUACAGAAGAUGUAUUCCCAAGUAGACGUUUGCAACAACUCAUAGAUCAACAACAUAAGCUGCGUGCAGAUGUUCCAGCUGAAAUCAUACAGAAGAUCAGAUUUGGAAACAGUAUUUUUGUUGAGCAUGCAGCAGACCUAGAUACCUUUCACAACUGCAUUACUAAAAGGAUUUCCCUCCUGCUCGCAAGAGGCAUGGUGCGGUUGGUGGUCAUAGACUCUAUUGCUGCUUUGUUUCGAUGUGAAUUUGGAGUUUCAGAUUCUGUUACGAAGGCUCGGUAUUUGCAGACAUUUGGAGCACAGCUUCACAGUUUAAGCACUAGAUUCAGGACUCCAGUAAUGUGCAUUAAUCAGGUGACCGAUGCAGUGAGCGAGUCAGAAGCUGCUCAGUGCGGUUAUAGCAUAGUGGAUAACAGAGUCUCUCCAGCACUUGGAAUAACCUGGGCAAAUCAACUGCUGAUGAGAUUGAUGGUCAGCCGAAUAUCACACCCUGAACAACCACCUGGGGUUGCGUCACACCACACUGGAAGUGUAAGGACUUUAAGAGUAGUUUUUGCUCCUCAUCUUCCUCCCUCCUCUUGCUACUAUACAGUAAAAUUGGAAGGUGUAAAAGGAAUAAAAUAAAUACUUUGCAUAGUAAAGCAUCCUACUUAAAAAAAAAUGUAUCAAAGCUACUUUUGUUUCAGGAAGAAUUAGUACUAAAAUGAAAUUCUUCCUAGAUGAGAGAAAUAGCUGCAGAGAUACAUCUAAGUAUAAAAAGAUCUUCUUAUGCAAUGUAGGCUUUAAUGUAUUUUCUUAUCACUGUUUAUGUAUGUUCAUCAGCUCGUCCUUGUGAGAGGAGUUUUUCUGAAGGAGAGUAAAGCUGUGGGCAGGUGGCGGCUGCACAAUGAAGUGUGAUGUGGCAAUCCCCAUGUUGGGGGAAACCAGGUUUCUAAUUUUGUUUUAAUAGCAUCUAGAAAUAGCCUUUACUGAGAGAGAGAGCGAGCGCGCACACACACACACACACACCCCCCUUGUCUGUUUCCAGACCCAAAGGGGCUCAAGUUCAACCAGUUAAUAAUGCCUGAUGGUGUUUCUAGUCCUUGUGGUGCCAUUACAUGUGGCCAUUCUUCUAUCUGUGGGGCUUCAGAAAUAACACAAAACAGCUUUGUCACAAGCAGCUAUCCUAUUUUAAAACCACUUGUUAUUAAUAUUAGGAAUAAAAAAAAUACCAGAAAGAUACUUGAUAUUAACAUCUUAGUGCAAUUGUCAUUCUUACAGUGCUUUUGUGCUAUAUGGGCAUAUCUAGCUUCUUAGAAGUUCUAAAGAAUUUUUGGAAAUAUUAUUCUUUUCCACAUUCUUCCUGCUUUCCAGUUUGCACCCCUCAGAGCAAAAGCCUCUUUGGCCUCUUCCAUUUAAAAAAAUAACAAACCACACACCCCCCAUCCCCUUGUACUGUGUGUGCCCAUCUCUGAAGCUGUGUAACCAGGUGAGCAAGGGCUCUGGUCAUGUUCUUCCUGAUACGCUGCAUGGCUCUGUGAUUCUUGAUCAGCUACUGGACUGCUAUCCCUAGUAUCUUCUGUCCUUACUGCUGGGCUCUUCGCUGAACUGUGCUUCCAAAGGACACCUUUGGCAGUUUUCAUCCACCCCUGGAGCUAUUACUCUUCUCAGGGUUGUAUUGUUACAGCUUCACAUUUUUCGCUCCAUCUUCGCACUAUUUAUUUUUCUGUUUAUUUCUCUUUUCUGUUGUCCUCACACUGCUGCUAUGUCAUUGGCUUUUUUGUGUCAUUACUGAAUUCAACAUGAAAGAAAAGUAGAUGAAGUUACUCAUGCCCAUUUUCCAAAGGCCUUUGUCUGUAUUUGGCUGAUGUUUGUGGGUGCCUGCUCAUAUCAGUGGAUGAUGCUCACUUGUAUCACAUACUUGCUAAGCUUUCAGAUUUCCCCCUUCUACCCAUUUCCCCAGGUUGCCCAAACAAGAAGGCUACCAGAGUCCUGGGUUUUUCUGUGUAGUUACUUUGUUCAGUUCUGUCUUUUGGCAAAAUGUUCUCCAUAGUCUAAAUGAUAAAAUCUCUUCCAUAAAUACACGCUCAGAGACCUGUCACUUGGUCAAAGGCAAGUCCAGACACAUUUGUUCUGCAGGUAUGCUGUAUUAGUGAAAUAGCCACCUCUUCUACCUUUCCCCAGAAACACUCUUUAAGGCUAGAAUAUAGCAGCCCUCCUUUCUUGUGGAAGUGCAGAGCUGGGUAGCAGAACGGAGCAGUUCUGUCCAGCUGCACACUUCUCUGGCAGAAGACUUCUCAGAGGACAACUGAGCGAGUGACACAAGAGACCUUCAGUCAUCAAAGGGGACCUUGUACAAAUAGCAUAACAAAUUGUCUCUAAAUCUCUUUUCUAAAAUGUAUUAAUGCUCUGUAUUUGAAAAUAAGCAUGCUCUCUGGUAUUUUUUAAUAAAAAAUCCAACCAUGAAGCUUAGAUGUCAUUACAUAAUGUAAGGAAAAAGGGAGUGCUAUAGCUCAGAGGCACAGCUGCCUCAGUCUUCAAAUCCUUAUGUUCCAUGCCUCCUUCCUAACAAUUUUAAUGAACAUAAACUAAUGCAGCAUAGGUAACACUCAAAUUACUCUCUUCCCUUCCAGGCCUGUUUAUCUGGGAUAGGAACUUUAGCCAAUAUAUUGCUCAUCCUAUUGUGCUAAUUUGAUUUUAAAAACAAAAAAGCCAGACAGCUGUAGCUGAUUAACAGGAGUCAGUCAACCCCCACCCAGACAUUCAUUUACAGAAGAGCCUCAGCCAAGCCCAGGAGCUUGCCUCACUGCAAACCACGUUCAGAAGAGUCUGAUCCAUGUCUUAAGGCUCAGUUUUGUAAUAUUUUGAUCGCUCUUUUUACAACAUGACUGCUUUGCAGGAAUGAGUCAUAAGUCUGUAACCAAAGUCCCAGUUUACUUGGUGAAAAACACUUUUACCAACAAAUUUAAGUAACCGCUUACCUGAGCAAGUCUUCCUGUCAUUGCCCAUGUUGGGUCUUAUUUAACUCCAGCUGGAGGCUUAAAUCUCAGUCUAUGUUACAGUACAUUUCCAAGCUCAUCAUCACACACAAACCCUGAACCUCUAAAAUGCAGCCAGCCCCCUCAAGUUUAUAGUCAGCAGUCCAAUCAUGGACAGCACGUGAAUGCUCAGCUGUGCUUUCUCCCCCUUUCCUCAGUUACUUACAUCACAGCCAGAAAUCCAGAGUGGUGUUCAUCUGACAGUAGUACAGCUUCACAGGGGUGCAAACCCUCAUGAAACCUGAACGAGCCGUCUUUGAAGCCUUGUGUCAAAAAUGUUGAAACAUGCUUAAGUAUUAAUAAAUGCAAUUUAAGAAUCUUCCCU
Molecule: messenger RNA, 4270 nt
Organism: Grus americana (Whooping crane)
Lineage: Eukaryota; Metazoa; Chordata; Aves; Gruiformes; Gruidae
Gene: XRCC3
Product: X-ray repair cross complementing 3
Exons: 8
Coding region: 509-1552 (347 amino acids)
Biological process (GO): resolution of mitotic recombination intermediates; double-strand break repair via synthesis-dependent strand annealing; t-circle formation
Cellular component (GO): replication fork; Rad51C-XRCC3 complex
Molecular function (GO): ATP-dependent DNA damage sensor activity; ATP binding; four-way junction DNA binding
Source: RefSeq, a predicted model, not a curated record